Zeugodacus cucurbitae (melon fly) is the source of this 1057-nucleotide messenger RNA. RefSeq names its product NADH dehydrogenase (ubiquinone) complex I, assembly factor 6 homolog (gene sicily). Gene Ontology annotation, biological process: biosynthetic process; mitochondrial respiratory chain complex I assembly. The transcript is spliced from 6 exons. NCBI's taxonomy places the organism in Eukaryota, Metazoa, Arthropoda, Insecta, Diptera, Tephritidae. Bases 49 to 1002 code for a protein of 317 amino acids. The record is from RefSeq and is a predicted model, not a curated record. Gene Ontology annotation, cellular component: mitochondrion.
CCUCAAAGCACUUAUAAACAAAAACAUUUCAAGUCACUAUAAUUUAAGAUGCGGCAUUUAUUGAAAGGUGUAAAUUCAAUAAGAAAUCUGCAAAAAUGUCUGCUACAACAAACUGCUGCUACUUACAGUACGCAAAAGCAAUUGGCGAACGAAUUGUUUACUGCACAGUACUGUGUUAAUUUAGUGGAGAAAAACGAUUAUGAGAAUUAUUUAUGCACAUUGUUGUUGAAUGGUGACCAUCGACGCCAUGCAUUCGCGUUGAGAGCCUUCAAUGUUGAGGUGGCCAAUUGUGGUGCUAAGGUGACUGAAGAGCAUAUAAUAAAAUUAAAAUUGAAAUUUUGGUAUGAUUCAAUUGAUAAAUGUUUCUCCAAUGAAGUUUCUUACGUUGCCGAUCAUCCAGUUUUGCGUGAAUUAAAAAAUACAGUGGAUUCAAAUAAGCUGAGUAAAAUUUAUUUGAAGCGCUUAGUUACAGCACGUGAUCGGCCACUGAACCAACCAUUCCUUACAGUUAAACACCUAGAAGAGUAUGCUGAACAGGUGUUUUCAUCAUUAUUUCAUCUUUUAGUGGAACUAAAUGGAAUUAAGGACAUACAAGUUGACCAUGCGGUAUCGCACCUGGGAAAAGCACAAGGUAUUGCCACGCUUUUAAGAGCGAUACCAUAUAAGGGACGCAGUCAAGCAUUGAAUAUACCGCAAGAACUGUUAAUAAAACACGGUGUCAGCCAGGAACGCAUAGUGAGAGACAAAGUUGACGAUAAAGGUGUAGAGGAGUGUAUUUUUGAGGUGGCAUCUGUGGCACAUCAACACUUGGAAAAGGCUCGUAGCCUCAUUGAUAAAGUACCCAAAGACGUGCGCAAAUUUUUCCUGCCUUCGAUCGCGGUGGAACGAUAUUUAGAACGCUUACGAAAAUCGAAAUUUAGAUUAACUGAUCAAAGAUGCUUGCAGAGAGAUUCAAUGCUACCGAUUUCAUUGUAUUGGUGUAACUUACGCAGGCGUUAUUAAAUAUUUAUUGUGGAUCUUCAGCAAAUUCAAUCGGAAUGAAACGCCAAUUCUUUGC